AUGGUGAGUAUUUAACCAACUGUUGAUUGCUAUGUGUACAAUAUUAACUUGUAUUGAGUGGACUCACAGACAGUAUGUGAUCCCCAAGUAUCUCUGUGUUUGCUGCUUAAACAAAGAAUCCGGUUGCCUCUGUUGCUAAGCGCGAGUAGAAUGAUCUCAGGUCUGCCGUUAGGAUGGCUAACAUUAGCGUGGUAGUUAGCUGGUCACACUGUCGGUGUGAUAAUGGAGCAUAUUGUCUUCUUUCUUGUCGUCGUUACUGGAGCUACCUCCUACAAUUAGAAAUGUCUACAGUGUUUGAAUUUCGCACUUAAGCGUGCUACUUGUUACAGGUGGCCAUAUAUUGGUGCUGUGUUGCCGAAGUUAGCAUCACAGCCGCUGUCAUAUUGUAAAAGAUGGAUUUUCAGGUGUUUUGUCAAGUUGUACCGCUCCGGAAAUGCCUUUGCAAAUUUUGUUGAUGUUUCACGAUAAGACUGGACUAAGUGUCAGAAUCAAACGAGUAAGUUUUGGUACUCUACUGUAAAAUAUAGAUUCAAGAAUUCACGUCAAACGGACCUUAAGACAUAUAUUUCCUGCGAAAUUGGUGCUCACAGAACAAGAGCACUCUUUAUCAUUCCGCUACCCAUUUCUCUUGCAUUGUCAGAGUAUGGGGGAAUUUUUUUACACAGUAUAUCAAAACCUUAUAUGUUAUUUUAAUAUUCUAGGAGUAGCGUAUCGACUGUACUCCAUCAAGUGAUGCUUCCAUCGAGUGCCUUACGCAUGCGCAGGGCCUUCCAUGAACUCAUCUUUGAUAGGAAACACAAUAAGAUAGAACCCCGGCAUCCGAUGGCAGCGACGUCAUUCAUAUAUUUCGCUUGGAAUACACUCAGUUUGAUUGGCUCAGGGAGUGAUAAUGCAUGAUAAUCGAUACGUAAACGGUAUUUCCAAAGCCCUGGAAUCUGUGGCUGCUGUAAUGUCCGAAUCACACAUCAGGACAUUAAAAAAUGGCUGGGUGAGGUUUUGACGGCUUGUCUAGGAGAUCUGUCCAGUUUGAACCUUUUUGCAGCGUUCACCUUCUCAUAUAAAUUCUACUGUAAUUGGUUAUCUGUAACUGUUACAGGCGACUGUAACAUGCACAGCACGGAACCACUGUAAAAUCUGCAGUGGUAUCAACUGUCAAACCUAAUUAGGUCACAGAAUAUGGUGUUACUCCAGAACAUGGUCUGCUUUCCUUAGAAUAAACUGCUCAUGUUUAACUUUAAGACAACCCUAUUAUACAGAUUAACCGGUGUUGAGAUACAUUUUUUGAGAACUGAUGUCGGAGUGGUUUUUGAUAAAUUUGUGUCUUUUAAUUCCCACCACGACUAAAGGAUAAUCAUAAUCAAACAUAUAAUGUUUCUGGAUAUUUGUCUAGUCCCAGCUCUGAUAUAUACUGCUGUUUGUCCCUGGAACAGUCUCUAGGGAGUGGUAUCAGGCAUGCUAUGUAGUUAACUGCUCAUGAAGAUAGCAGCAUACCUUUACACACAAUGCUCUUGACAAACUGGAUUGUAACAAAAGCUUUUCUCACAUAACACCCUUUGUAAUUCUUGCAUUAACACAAACCUUGUGUGCCAAAUGAUAGCAGCUGACCAGUGUCUUUAAUUAUGCAAGCAAGGCCUUUACUUCAAGAAACUUAACUAGUAGUUCAUAUUGAUUAAAAACCCUGGAGCAUGUCAUUUGUAAUUUAUGUUGUUGGAUUCUUUUUUGAAUCACAUCUCAAGUAAAUUUCCCUUGAAUCUGAAAUUAUCAUUGCUUUCUAAGUAUGUGAUUAAUGUUUUGUUUUUUUGUUUUUUGUCCUUUACUGUGACUCCCUUCAGACACAUUAGAGCACGCCAUAGAGUGCAAUGUGAACUUACUUCAGAGUACAUGACUAAAGACAGGAUAGUGUUUUCUCAGAGCUUUAAAUCUGACCUCUACUUCUUUGUCAUGGCAAAUGGCGACAUUGUUGCUCAAAAUUUGACCACAUGGCUUCCUACCACAAUAUAAUUUUGAAACAGUGUUGUUUCUCUCACCUUUUAUUGAGUGUGCCUCCUGUUUUUAGGGUUUCUAAUUGAAGUCAUCACCUUGAGCCUAGUUCUUAAAGUGCGGUGCAUUUUGUCAUAAUUGUCUGUGUAAAAGCUUGUGUGCACCUAGAACAAAAGUACUAGAGCAAAUUGUUUGUCUGGCAGUGGGCAGCUAAAUAACCACAGUAUACCAGUGAUCAUCUGCAUCUCAGGCGGGGGAUAUUUGCUGAUUGUAUUUCUUAAAUAUAAAGUAAAAGGCUCUUUUUCUGGCCCGAGCAGUUCUUUAAGACUGAAUUAUGUGUGAGUUUUUUUUUUUAAAUUUGUGAUAGCUAGAGUUGUUAUCGUGUAUGUAGUUGGUCUUGGAGGUGGGGAAAUCCUGAAAAAAAUUGCUGUGAUAUUUGAUCUAUAUAUUAGCCUAGUACUCCUUGAAUGAAAAACAUUUAUGGCAGCUAAUGGCUUUUUAGUUCCCUCAUUCAACAUUUCAGAAACUUUCACUACUUGCACAAAAUGCACACAUACAUACACGUAUGCAUUAAUAUAUGUGAACAUGUGACAUUGAGGCUAUAUAAUGAUAUGUAACUAUUUAAUAUUUAUCUUGAUUACUAAAAUGCACAAUUUUUUUUAAACUCUGCAAUUUGAAAUGACCACAAACUGAAAAAUGACAGUAAACUGACCUGAAAAGGUGGAAAAAUGGCAGCUUGGUUAUGUUUUGGUCUCUAAUGUGCAAGCUAAAAGCUGCAGGGUUAGGGGUUAGGGUUAGGGUUAUAAUUAGGGUAUUAUUCUGUGGGGUCCAUACAUUUUUAAGUGAAUCUAGUGAAAGUUCAUCUCUAAAUUUGAACAAUAGUUGUAUAGCGACCCAUUAUGAAUACUUUUAUCUGCUGAGCCUUUUCCCAGUGAUUUUAGAUUGGUCUUGAUCACUCAAACUUUCGCUAUCUAAUUUUUGUUCCUGUCAGUUGAAUAAGUGACCGCAGAGCACAGAUUGUGUGUGGUUGCUAUAGCGACAAGGCUGACAAAGCAUUGAAAUAGGAUGUAGUUAGUGGAAUUGAGGUAUCUCUGUUGCAGUUAUUAUGUUCCCUUUUAAUAGGAUUUUUGUACAGCCGAGGACUUAUCUUGUGAAUCAGCUUAUUGCUGUUGGAGUGUGCAGCGUGUUUGAAGGUGAGGGAACAUUCUAGAAACAAAACAGAAAUGGUCGUGUUUCCAGAGUCAGCAUUGAUUAUCAUAUAGAGGGACAAAGAGUGUGAUCUGGACAAACUCUAUUUGUAGAGUAUCCUGAGAUAACUUUUGUUAUAGUUUGGGGCUAUACAAAUAAUUAUAGAGUGAUUCGUUCAGUGAUUGAAAGGGCUAAGUUGAUGUGUGCAUUUUCUUUCUCAGUAGUUUCCCCCUGCAUGGUCAUCUACAUCAUGAGUUGUUUAAAUAUAUAAAUAGUCAUAGCUAUAAGUCACUACCUAUUGAACAGCUGAUAGUCAAUAUUAAUUUAUUUUGAUUGGUUUGGUAGCUGUUAAGGAUCACUUAAUUCAAAUACUAUCUCCAUAAAACCCCCAUACACUUAAUGAGCUUUUGGCCAAGGCAAAUGAAAGGGUUUCCAUGCUACAUUUGCACUAUCUCACAACAACAUAGUUUGGAUUGCCAGGCAUCGCAGUGGCUUGAGAGGAAUUUGGACUGGGUAUUAGAGGUGUUAGCAGCUUGUUAACCUUGGCUUGAGUGUACACACACACAGAGACAUACAUCAUCACUGUCAUUAUCAUAAUCCCAAUUCAUAAAACCUGAAAGCUCUGCUGUUUUGUAUAUUUACCUUUUGCUUUUGACGGUAAUUCACAACUCACAUUGUCUGUUUUGCCAAUGCCAAAUACAGAAAAUAAUGAGUAUUACACACAUAAGUAUAAGGAGUACUUGGUAUUACUGGUGUGCUGGUGCUUGUAUUUAUGUGGGUGGAUCGCCUUCCCUUGUACCUGAAUUAUUGAGAAAAACAAAAAGGAUUGGCGAAAAAAAAAUGAAGAAGUGCCCUUUUGGGUACCCUUGUAAAAGAUAAAACAUUGCCCUCUCCAAUACCCUGUCAUUUGAAAAAUCCAAGAAAAUUGCUGAUGAAGCUUUCCUUUAAGUAGAUGGGACAAGGUAAAGGGUCCUCUGGAUGCUCUUCCAGUUGAUAAAAUCUACUAAAAUGUCCCCUUUGAAUGAAUAAAAUGUGAUAGGGUGAUCUGUUUAUAACCUAACCUAAGUAUACAGGGUACAAGGGUGGAGGUUCUGUCCUUCUGCCUAAAGUUCUUUUCUCCCAGCCUGCCUGUUUGACAGGCAGGAACCUGGCCUGUUGUGCACUUGCCUUAUGUUUACAAAAUGCCAAGGAGAGCCAGAGAAGUAAAGAGCUUACUUUUCUGCUGGGGCUACAUGGAAUACAGGAAGUGUUCUUUUCAUGUUUUGUUUUUUUUUUUUUUUGUUGACCCCCUUCUCUCAAACAUUUGGAGUAAACCACUGAAGGGCAGUCUUACCUGUCCCUUCCCCUCUCUAACAGACCCUUUAUUCUGAAGUUGAUUGUAAAUCUUGAAAAAAUAUAUAUACAUAUAUUUUAUUUUCAUGGAAACAAUUGCAGAGGGGGCCUUUGGGGUGACCCAUGAUGUUGUCAGGGGGGUCACAUGACCAGCUAACUGAUCCUCCCUAGGAGGUGCAAUUGUAGCGGUGAGAUGAAAGGCAGCGAGCUACCGUAUGCAUAUGAACCCACUCACAAAACCCCCAUGACCCCCUAAAGUCUGGACACUGUUACUGUCACACAUCUUGAAUUAAUUUUCCUGACACUUUGGAGUGACCUCCUCUGACAUGGCCUCCUGGCCUCUGCACACACACAUUCUGUUCUCCUUUCACAGUGUUGAAGGCUCUUCAUCUGUAGAACUACUGCAGGAGGUGGUCACUUCAUCAGAGUGUCCAUUUUUACCGUACGUCUGACAGUGAAGCCAAGCCAUCAUUGUCAUGCCCGUGCUUAAAGACAAGCUCACACUGAUGUGGAGGCACAGGGAGCUGGGUUCUCCAGAGACUGGCCCAGCUGGAGUCAGUUUCGUAUGAACAGGACAGUGUCUAGUCAUGUGCUCUUGUGGCAGUGAGAUACAAGGAAAAGAGAGAUGAAGAGUUUUGGAGGUAGCUGGUUAUAAAGUUGACAUAUUUAUUGAAGGACAAACAACUGGUUGGAUAAGAAACCUGGACGACAUCAUCAGAAGAAAGAGGCAUCAGCUGUGGGGUUGGUGCCAAUUUACUGCCCUCUGCCAUUCUAGAAGACUUUGGAAAACUUCUGUCAUCCAUCCAUCCAGUCCACUCACUCUGGACUCAUCAAAAGACAAGCUAUAAGGUUAUUUGAUACCUGCUUUAUUUACCUAUCAAGAAGGACAAAGAAGAUCGCUUUUGCCAAAUUAAGACUCAAACCCGUCACCUUUAUCUUCAUAAUGUAAAUAUUUAGAGAUGUCAAAACCUGCAGUGUACCAUUCUCUCUUUACUCUCUUUACAAAUCAGAAGCAACUGAUAGAUGUCUGGCUAUCGUUUUUUUCAUCCACCUAUCCCUCCCAUUGUAAGACAACAUUCUUGCCCUUCCUGCUGUAAUCCCCUCAUCAUGCUGCCUAAGAAAGUUGCUCUCUUCCCUGCUGAGGAUGAACUGGUGAGCUUGUCUACUGUUUAUGACCUCCUGGAUGAACAGCAGCUCUGCUACACUGAGCUCCUCCAGCAGCAGGAGAGAAACUACAGAGCCUUCCUGCAGAUGCUAAUGGACUCAUCGUCCAGUCGAAUGGACAGCCUGGUCAGAGAGCUACAGGACCUGAGAAACUGUCUUCAGAGAACCAAGACCGAGCUGGCUGAGGUGAAAAAACAGGGUGUCCAGAACAGCAAGCGGGCUGAGUGUCUGGCUGAAGGCUUAGUGAUGGUGCGGGGGGCAGUGGAUGGCCUCAGCGUGAAAAUAGGAGCAGCCGGAGGAGGCUCAGGAGGAAGAGCUGUGGAUCUAAAGCAGCGCAGAGGAGGUGGCGGGCUAAGGCUAGAUGGAGGAGGACGAGGAGGAGUUGGAGGCAGAGGUGGACAGGCGAAAAAGCCCGAGCCGAAAGCAGUGAAGCUGGUGGCAGACCUCACAGAUAUCCACUUUGAUGACAUCAAGGUUGUACUCAUGCACUCUUAGUGAAAUGAGUGGGGUGGCUUGAACUUUAAAACACUGCAGUACAUUGUUGUUCAUCUCUGGCAUGUUCUAGAGCCAGUGCUUAGAGUUUAUGUUUGAGAGGAGUUUCGACUGAAAUGUUGUUGCUGUGACCAUGUUUUACAUGUGCCCAGAGGGUUCAAAACAUAAAUGCCUCGAAAACAUUUUUACCGUCACUCACGCAACGAGUUGUGGAACUGUUAUGCUACAAAAUAAGAGCCAAGUCUGUGGGUGGUUUGUUGUACUUAUUUCAAUUCUGUCCAUAUGUUUCGAUUGCUUUAUUCCUUCUCCACUUUCUCUUUUAUGCUUUUUCUGAUCAUCAUUGAAGAUAGAAAAGAGCUUUGCACAAUCGCAAACAUUCUUGCAUAUCAUAUGUUCCUACAGCCGAAUCUUAAACCUACAUUUGUUACCGUUGAUUUUCAUGGGAAAAGACCAAGUUACUGACCUGCAACCUAAAUAAUGUCUCUGUUGAAAAGUUAGUCUGUGAUAAUAACAAACUUGUGAACACUUUUGAGUGAAGUACCUUUUGAAGAGAUUUUACUGUGCAUGUUCAGUUUGUGCCAACCUGCGCCAAGUGCAGUGGACUCAAAACGCUCAUGUUUAAAUGGGUAAGACUUUAAGUACACUCAGCGUCACACUUUGUUGGCUAAAGGUAUACAACAACAACACUUAAGUGAAGUUUGCUUUGGCCAGAGAACAGUUCGCUGAUGGUGUUAUUAUGUCUAUUGGCUUCGUUGUGCUUCUGGGGCAGCACUAAGUAUGCAGAUUUAAUGCAUUUCUCUGUAAUAAAUGGGUUAGGGUAUUUUUUACUUGUUUGGUCCAUGUAUGGUUGAUAAAAACCCAUCACAAGUCGAUGGAAUAUUUUACACCGCACUAAUUCACUCUUUUUUUCCGUCUUUUGUUUUUCAUUUCAGGCUGAUCAAUUAACAGAAGAGCAGAUUGCAGGUAGAGUAACAAAAAGCAAUUACUGCACACUUUUUGCCUAGAUCAACACAAGGUCACACUUAGUGCUGUUGCCAACAACUAAACUUUGGACUUUAUGCUCCCUGCCCUUCUUCUGUUGCCUCUGUGCAGAGUUCAAGGAGGCCUUCUCCCUGUUUGAUAAGGAUGGAGAUGGGACCAUUACCACCAAGGAGCUGGGCACCGUCAUGAGGUCACUGGGUCAAAACCCAACUGAGGCUGAACUCCAGGACAUGAUCAAUGAGGUGGACGCAGAUGGUAUGCUGAUUCCACCAGCUCUCAUAGAGAUUCAGUUAAAACAGGUGGUUGUGGAGCUCUUUUAAAAACAUCGUCUGUUGUAUUCUGUCCCCCAGGCAAUGGGACCAUUGAUUUUCCAGAGUUCCUGACAAUGAUGGCAAGGAAGAUGAAGGACACUGAUAGCGAGGAGGAGAUCAGAGAGGCAUUCAGGGUCUUUGAUAAGGUAAGCUUCUGUGCUUUCUGUCAGAAAGAUUUAGUCUGAAAAAUAUGAGAUUUUUAGGGUUCUGUAAUAGCACUAUAGAGUCCUGUUUUAUUCUGAGACACUGUAGUAGUUCUGUAAAGAAGGACCAGUAUUUCUAGCCCAGUGUGGGAUCAAACUAACCAUGCCAAUAUCAUGCUAGAAUGGGCAUCUAGUUUGACAAGUAAAACACAAGUUUGGCUUUCAUUUACACUCUCCAUUAACCAUUUGUGCAAUCUGGCAAUUGAUUUUGACAACUUCUUAGGCUAAGUGGCAACUUCUGGUGUUGAAAAAUGGAGCAUGAGGCUGAAGUGCACUUUCCUCAGGUGUCCUCCUAGUCAGAGAUGAAAAAAAAAAGCCAAGGAACCAACACUCGUAAUCAAAAACUGUUUUUACAGCGUCUUAAACAUGCAUCAUGGCUCAAAAAAGAAAUCUCAAAAACCCUUUAGAAUAUAACACCAUAAGUCGUUAUUAACUUACAUGUUUCAUUUUGCAUACCUCAAACAGUCUAACUCCCUCUCACUUUUUUUUCCUUGUUCAUUUUGUCCUUUAUUGCUAAACUGAGGGGAGUUUCUGUACCACAGGAUCUUACUAUGUCUGGAUAGAAGUUUAGCCAAACUUGAGGUUGCUUACUGUAUGGUCUGCUGUGAUUCUCUUCUCACAUCCUGUUUUUUGUACCGUCUCACAAAUGAUUUAUAUUUACAUCGUCACAACAGGACCCAGCAGAUAAAUACAAUUUUAUGUGAACUGCAAAAAAGUUCCACUUUGGAACCGUCUCUCGAUACCCAAGCCUAGUUGCCGAAGGGGAACUUGUAACAAAACUGGUAACAGCUGGCAGCUCAGACAAAUAAUCUCCUCAAAAAGUUAUAGCCUGGUCCCAUCCAAAAGGUCUAAUUUUAUGCAAACAAAGGCUCAGCUGUGUUAUUUUCUCUGCUGUUGUGGUAAUUGAUAAACAACGCCCCCCUACUGCUGCAUGUUCAUUCCUUUCUAUCAAGAACUGUGACACAGAAGAACAAUAAUGUCUCAGCUCUUAAGCUCAGCUCUUGAAUUUCCCUCUGGAAUUAAUAAAGUUAUCUAUCUAUCUAUCUAUCUAUCUAUCUAUCUGUCUAUCUGUCGAUCUGUGUCGAUCUGUCUAUCUGUCUGUCUAAGCAGGUUGUGUAAAAGAAGAUAGAGAAACUUGAUGAAGACGAUGACACGCUGUUGUUCUGUGUAUGUGUUGACAGGAUGGUAACGGUUAUAUUAGUGCUGCAGAGCUGCGUCACGUGAUGACUAACCUGGGGGAGAAGCUGACAGAUGAAGAAGUAGAUGAGAUGAUCAGAGAAGCAGACAUCGAUGGAGAUGGCCAGGUCAACUAUGAAGGUACAGGAAAGCAGACUGUUGAAGACAUUGUUUGGAUAGACUUAGUUUUAGUGUUAAAUUUUAGAGUCGAUUCUUUUCUUUUUGAGUGAAAAACAGCUCCUGAUUGAUUUCUUGUUUCAUUUUCCUCCACAGAAUUUGUUCAGAUGAUGACUGCCAAAUGA
Xyrichtys novacula (pearly razorfish) is the source of this 9129-nucleotide messenger RNA. NCBI's taxonomy places the organism in Eukaryota, Metazoa, Chordata, Actinopteri, Labriformes, Labridae. The record is from the annotation of a GenBank genome assembly.